CAUAUUGGACGCAAACCCUCUUUAAACUCCACUGAAGAAGAAGAAGAAGCCGAAGCAGAAGUGGGGGUAUUUUAUUUGCCACACUGCUGUCAAGGCAACAGAACUCAUGUAGCUAGCUAGCAGGGCCGUGAAAUAAAUUAAAUCAUGUUGCAAAACGUGGAAUUUCUUAUAUUUGAGCCAUAAUUUGCUUGCUAGAGCAAUUAGAUUCUAGCGUUUGCCACUUGCGGAGCGAACUUUAGCCACUCGUUGUUGCUGAAGUUAGCUAGCUAGCUAACAAAACAAGUUUGUCACAGACAAAAGGGGAAACUAGUGUCUUUGAAUUUGUCAUUUUUUAUUAACUAGUUAACUAUGGCAAGUAAAAAGCUCAGAAGAACGGGUGUGUCACUCGAAGUAUGCGAACGACUCAAGCGCCACCAAAUUGAAAGUUGCCAGAAUAGAUGGGGUAGAAACGAGAUGCCUUUCGCAACGGUGACUACUAUGCCCCUUGUCACCAGGACCUGCUGUCCCUCACACCUCUAGAGGUGAUGCGCCUCGCGGGGCAGAGUUACCAACAGGUGUUGAUGCUACUUCAGUCAGUCAGCAAGGCCUGUGCCCCCUCAAUGACCACGGCGUUGGAGGUGUGGAAGCAGAGGGCUGACCUGUGUUUCUCCACAUCCCUACCUGCCCUGGACAGACUGCUUCAGGGAGGGCUACCACGGGGGACACUCACAGAGGUGACUGGCCCCUCAGGUUGUGGGAAGAGCCAGGUGUGUAUGAUGCUCAGUGUGCUGGCCACUCUGCCAAAGUACAUGGGUGGCCUCGACAGCGGAGUUAUCUACAUAGAUACAGAGGCGGCUUUCUCAGCAGAGAGGUUAGUGGAGAUUGCUCAGAACAGGUUUCCAGACUAUUUCUGUGAGAAGGAGCGUGUGUUGGAGAUGGCUGGACGUGUCCACCUUUUUCAGGAGCUCACGUGUCAGGAUGUCCUGGACAGACUGGAGAGGCUGGAGGAGGACAUCAUCUCCUCCAAGGCUGGGUUGGUGAUUCUUGACUCGGUGGCCUCAGUGGUGAGGAAGGAGUAUGACACAACACUUCCUGGGAACCUCAGUCACCGCAGCAACCUGCUGGGCCAGGAGGCUGCCACCCUCAAAUACCUGGCUCAGGCCUUUCACAUCCCUGUGGUCUUGACCAACCAGAUUACGACGCAUGUGGGCGAUCGAGGAGAGAGAAGCGCUGCGUCAUUCAGGGGAGCAUCCGAUGAGAGGGAUUCUGGGUAUGUGACGGCGGCGCUGGGGAACACGUGGAGUCAUAGCGUCAACACCCGCCUCAUUGUCCAGUAUGUAGACGCACACCAAAGACAGAUUGUGAUAGCGAAGUCACCUGUGGCCCCGUUUGCUGUUCUAAACUACACCGUCCAGAAGGAGGGCAUCCGUCUAGAGGACAGUGCUGCCCUGUGUUGCUCCUGCGGCCUGACCUUUCCAGCCCUGACAGCUGACACGCAGCCCCGUUCCCACACCACACGCCUGCCCUGGCCACAUCCUCUGAAGGACCCCCAGCCAACACACACACAUGAAAUGAUGAUAACCAGGAAGUGUUGCAUCAAGGCACAGACCCGGGCCUCCAGCCGAUCAGAGUGAGGACAGGAUUCAACUACAACCUGACACAAGCCAAUCCUGCUGCCGUUGGCCAUCUGAAGCGUCUUUGACUCUGGGAACUGUGUGUGUGUGUGUGUGUGUGUCAGGGCUCUACAGUGCUACCAUUUUGGGGGCAUAUGCUCCCAAAUAUUUUGCUGUGCUACCAGGAAUUUUAAUUUGGGAAUUCCAAUGACCAUAGAAAACAAAUCACCCAAAUAAUAAUUGUUGUUAUGAUUUCUCCGCAGCCUCGGUAGUAUGCAAACAUGGUGGCACAGAAAGAAAGGAAAAUAGCUUUUUUAGGAGAUGAGGAUUCAUAUAGACCCAAUGGAUAUGGAACGGUGUUUGGGUCUUUGCGUGUCAAAAAUGAUACAAGUCAAAUAACGCUAUUUGACGUGUCACGUAACGCUAACACAAUUUGACACGUCAAAUAGGCUUGUUGACCAAUCAGGACCUGAAUAUGACUACACGUCACAUAAUGUUUUACGUAGUUAUUACACAUUGAUUACACAAUCACCGCUGAACAUAAAAUAGCUAGCUAGCUGAUGGAUGCAAACAAUGUUCUUUGCCAAAAACAUAGCAAAAUGACAUCCGUUUCAGUAGCUGUAGUUAACUAUCUAGCUAGGUGGUGUCAUCUAAAAUACUCCUAAUUUAUAAGACAGUUCUUAUUUGAUUAAUGGUGGUUGGACCCACCUAUGUGAAGCUAGCCACAAGAGUGGAAUUGGCAGUUCGCCUUCAAAAAUGAAAUGUUAUUUGUCACAUGCGCCAAAUACAACACCUUACAGUGAAAUGCUUACUUCCAAGCCCUUAACCAACAAUGCUUUAAGAAGUUAAGAAAAACGUGUUAAAUAGAAAAAAAGAAAAGCAUUUUUUUUUGUCCAUUUUAAAAUAACAUCAAUUUGAUAAGAAAUACAAAGUAUACAUUGUAAAUUACUAUUGUAGCUGGAAAUGGAUGAUUUCUGAUGAAAUACAGAGGCAUACAGAGGCCUAUUAUCAGCUACCAUCACUCCUGUGUUCCAAUGGCACGAUGUGUUAGCUAAUCCAAGUUUAUCAUUUUUAAAGGCAAAUUGAUCAUUAGAAAACCCUUUUGCAAUUAUGUUAGCACACCUGAACUUGUUCUGAAGCAAUAAAUCUGGCCUUCUUUAGACAAGUUGAGUAUCUGGAGCAUCAGCAUUUGUGGGUUCGAUUACAGGCUCAAAAUGGCCAGAAACAAAGAACUUUCUUCAGAAACUUGUUAGUCUAUUCUUGUUCUGAGAAAUGAAGGCUAUUCCAUGCGAGAAACUGAAGAUAUUGUACACCGCUAAAACUAGCUAGUUACCCCAGAAGUUGCUGAUAGCAUCUGUAUCAGAGAUAUUUGCAAACAUUUUUGAUCCUGAUCUAAUUUCAAAUGCUCACACAGACGUUUUCCCAUUCGGUCAAACAAAUAAUUCCUUAUUACCAACGCAGUAUUCUACCACUUGACUGUGAUCGUAAUGGUGGCUCUUGGCUUGCACGUGCAAAUUCAGCACACACAGCAUUCUACAAUAGAAUUGUAUUAUUUGACAUGUCAUAUUAAAAGAUUAUUUGACCAGUCAGUGUUAUUUGAUGUUUUUUUUUACAUGCGAAUAAAGAAACGCCAUUCCAUAAAUGUAGGCUAUAUCUCAAUCUUAAACAUCUAUUUUACUGGUGAUAAACCCUGUAUUUUGUAAUUGCUGGCAAUUCUUCUCAUUAAAAGGGGCAAUCUGCUUUUACUCCAUUUUUUUUAUUAUAAAUUAAUAAUGUAAACCCAUUGAUUCUUGAGGAGUAUAAUUUAUAAAUGCCCCAUGAGCUUAUGAGACAAAAUAUAAGCUUUAUGUAAACAAAGACUGCCUCAAAACAAAAAAUGAACAUUUUGAUAUCAUGGAUUGUUAGUCCUUGCAUCCAUAGCUCUAUCAUUUAAGUUUAUCCAGCCCCAUCCCGUAACCUUUUACAGAAACAAGCCGUUAUCAUUUCAACUGCGGAUUGCCUCUUUAAUAUUUGUCAUUGUGCUCCUACAUUUUUCAGCUUAGGACCACAUGUGCUCCUUGGAAGAACUGUAGAGCCAUGUGUGUGUGUGUGUUUUAAUGUGUGUGUCUGCUUGUCUGUGUUUGUGACUUAGUGUCUAACAUUCCCCUUGUUGUUCUCAAAAUACCAUGUACAAUACUGUAUAUUCAAAUAAAACACAUCACCAACCUGCCA
Molecule: messenger RNA, 3803 nt
Organism: Oncorhynchus keta (chum salmon)
Lineage: Eukaryota; Metazoa; Chordata; Actinopteri; Salmoniformes; Salmonidae
Gene: rad51b
Product: RAD51 paralog B
Exons: 11
Coding region: 525-1613 (362 amino acids)
Biological process (GO): double-strand break repair via homologous recombination
Cellular component (GO): Rad51B-Rad51C-Rad51D-XRCC2 complex
Molecular function (GO): DNA binding; ATP-dependent DNA damage sensor activity; ATP hydrolysis activity
Source: RefSeq, a predicted model, not a curated record